AUGUUUGUUGCAUGUCCUCAUAUUGGUUUGCAGUGGGUUGCGCUUUUAUUGGCUUUGAUCAUGAGUUUCACAGUCCUAACAACAUAUCUUAUUUCCAUCCAUAGAGGACAUGUAAAUGCAGAAUUGCCAUUUAUCAGCUCUACAGGUGCUUAUCCACCAGAAAGUUGUAUAUUUGGUGAGGGAUUAAACUUAGCUGCUUUUAUCAGUUUGAUAUGCUCCUUUUUCUGGUAUUUAAUCGCAUUGGAGAGAACAAAAUUUAUGGGCAUACAUCAACCAAAAUGUGUUCUUAAAUUUAUGCUUUUAUUGUCUCUAGUUGCUUCAGUUGGUUUAACAUUGGUUGGGAAUUUUCAACAAGUUAACGUUGAAUUAAUACAUGAUAUUGGUGCUGGGAUGGCUUUUUUCGGAACUACGAUUUAUAUCAUUUUGUGUGCUUUAGUUAGCAAGCGAUACCUUGGAACACAUUGGUGUAUAUGGGCUUUUAGACUUCUCUUAGGAAUUAUGGCAGGAAUAACAUCAAGUUUUUUUUCGAUAUGUCAUACAAUUUCCAGGAUAAAUUUCAACGGUACACAAGAAGAAUCUUUGACUUAUCGGCAUCCUGGUCAAGGUGGAUUUUCAUUUUAUCUAUGCAGUACAAGUUUUGAGUGGGCUGCAGGAUUUAUCAUCAUAGUGUUUUUUAUCACAUGGGCUUACGAAUUCAGAUCAUAUGCUUUACAAUUACCACAGAUUGUUAAAAAACACCCAUCUGAAUCUGAUAUAUACAGCCUCAAAAGUUGA
This is a messenger RNA of Schistosoma intercalatum, 774 nucleotides long. Lineage: Eukaryota; Metazoa; Platyhelminthes; Trematoda; Strigeidida; Schistosomatidae. The record is from the annotation of a GenBank genome assembly.